Molecule: messenger RNA, 7239 nt
Organism: Hemicordylus capensis (graceful crag lizard)
Lineage: Eukaryota; Metazoa; Chordata; Lepidosauria; Squamata; Cordylidae
Gene: TMEM101
Product: transmembrane protein 101
Exons: 4
Coding region: 80-865 (261 amino acids)
Biological process (GO): positive regulation of canonical NF-kappaB signal transduction
Source: RefSeq, a predicted model, not a curated record
GCUCUUUGAGGCGCAGGGGAAAGAAGUGCCACAGUGGCUGAUAGGCGGAGGCACGCCAGGAGUUCCGCCCUGUAGCAAGAUGGCGGCGGGCAGUGGGGGUUCCGGGCGGCGGCGGCGCGGGGCGCUGCGGAUGCUUAUGCGGGUCGGCUCGGUGCUGCUCACGCGCUUCCCCUUCUGGCAUUGCCUCAGCGGCCUCCUCCUUAAUGCCGAGCGCGCCGAGGCCCGCAGGAAACCAGACAUUGCUGUCCCUUUUCUCUACUUUGACAUGGGAGCAGCAGUGUUGUGUGCAAGCUUCAUGUCCUUUGGAGUGAAGCGACGGUGGUUUGCCCUGGGAGCUGCCCUACAGCUGGCCAUCAGCACAUAUGCAGCAUAUGUUGGGGGUUAUGCACACUAUGGAGACUGGCUGAAGGUUAGGAUGUAUUCGCGGACAAUAGCCAUCAUUGGUGGCCUCUUGGUUUUGGCAAGCGGAGCUGGUGAGAUCUACCGCCAGAAACCACGGAACAGGUCACUUCAGUCCACUGGGCAGGUUUUCAUCGGCAUCUACCUCAUUUGCUUGGCCUACUCCCUUCAGCACAGCAAGGAAGACCGCCUGGCCUAUCUCAGUGGCGUCUUAGGUGGGGAAAUCGCCUUACAGCUUCUUUUUGUUCUCUACGGUGUCCUUGCUCUCUCCUUCCUGUCUGGUUAUUACAUCACCAUAGCUGCCCAGAUCCUGUCGGUCAUCCUUCCUUUGGUCAUUCUCUUCAUCGAUGGCAACUUGGGCUACUGGCAUGACUCACGCAGAGUUGAAUUCUGGAACCAGAUGAAGCUGAUUGGACAGAACGUUGGGAUCUUUGGAGCCUCCAUAAUUUUGGCGACUGAUGGCUGAAAGCAGACUUGUGAGACACGAUAGCAAAGUGUCUGACUCGGGAAUGGGGUCACGGGGGCAGAGAAGGGACUAGGAUUUCUUUUUAAGGAAACACAUAUUUAUUUUUGUUUUUACUGCAUUUUAAAAAUCCUUUGUUCCUUCUCAUUGGCAGCUAAAUGAACUAGUGGGUUUCUUCAGAAUCCAGCGUGGUUCCUAGAUUCACUUUUGCUAUCAAGGACAGUCCAGUGGACCUUGUGUUCUGGCAAACACAAGAGAGUAGUUAAAGGCAGUUGACUACAUCAGUGCAAGUUGUGGGUUUUGGUCCCAGAAUUCUUGCUUCUCAUCCAUACAGCAGGUUAGAGAUGAUUUGAUAGAGGUAGCUGGCUGUGUUAUCGCCUUGUAUGCUGCAGAUGGUGGGGCUGGACCCCAGGCUGGGUAGCCAAAGACAGAGUUACAUUUCAACUUUUAUUUGCUCUGUAUGCAGGAGUAUCUAGAUGUCAAGGUAUUUAGAUGGAACAUGCAGUGUUUUAUACUAACCAGGUUUGGCCCUUUCAAAGCUCUCCCAAGAAGCCAGCGUGAACCACAGCAUCUUUGUUUGCAUGGGAUGGCUUACUCUUGACCUGUCCCAAGGCUUUUAUUAGGCUGUAAUACAUUUUCAGUCAAACGUUAAAUGCAAAUUGUGAUCAGUUGGGUAAAAUGGCUUGCUUCUGGUGUGAGCGUGGCAGCAAAUAGAAAAAGCUCCCUGCUACUGUUCCUGCAUUGUGACCUACAGUAAGUAGAUCAGAGUGUACUGGCCACGGCUGCUUCCUGAUUACAUGGGAUGGCUGGCUUAGGCUGAUCUAGCACUAGGGUCCACCUAAGUCCGGAGCCUUAGAGCUGCUUUCCAAAUAUUCUGACUUAGUGGUGAAAGGAGUCGAAGAGGGCCUUGUGAGGAAGAGAAGCUGAAGACCUCUUGGAAAAUCUGAGGCACCUCCUAAUGGCUUGGAAAUGCCUGCUGCUCUUUCACCCUGUCAGGCAGCCCUUAAUGGAUCAAUAGUCUUUGUGAAUCAUUUAUGCAGGACACAAACUAAAGGGAUGUAUUUUGUUUAUUUAUUUAUUUAUUUUAUUUAACUCGAUUUCUAUACCGCCCUUCCAAAAAUGACUCAGGGCAGUUUACACAGAGAAAUAAUAAAUAAAUAAGAUGGAUCCCUGUCCCCAAAGGGCUCACAAUCUAAAAAAGACUAGCCAUAGUCUACAGCCCCACUGGAGUGGUGAUAAAAGGGAGUAACAUGGGAAUUUCAGGACGAAACCCCUAAGCAGCCUGCUGUAGGUGGGGAGAGUGGAAUUUUGGAAGAGAGAGAAAAAAAGAACCUGCCCUUAACAUAGAAUGAGGAGCACAGGUCAAGUGAGGUAACUAAAGCUGUUUUUGCUGGACAACAAUUUUUAAAAUACUAGGAGAGGCUUUUGGAAAUUGCCAUCCUAUCUAGGCUGCUCCUGACUUGGCUGAAUCCAGUAGGCUUUAACACAAAGGGUCUGGAUUUAUUAUUAUUAUUAUUUUUGGAAGUCAUGUGUGCUAUAUGGCGAGGAAUCUGCCUAAGUGCUUGAAUUUCAAGUGUGGGGGCAGUCAGAGGGGGCCAUCUUUUGUGAUGGCCCUUCCAACUGCUGAUUUUAAAAGGCUUGGGAAGGCAUGAUUUGUCUGACAUUGGGAGGAGUUGGGGUGAAGCUUAUGAAGCUCUGCUGUCCUCCCCCCACCCCACCCCCCUAAUUCAAACACUGGUGUAGCCUUACUGACUGCUCUUGAUGCUACAAGCUCAUGAGGCGAUGCAGCAAGGAAAUGGGACUGCCAAGUGUGCUUUUGUUUCCCACACCAUUCACAAGACUUGGGUAAAAUGGAGAACUUGUCUCUCACAGUGAAGAACAGAGCAUCUUAACUUCACAAUUGCUUCUCUACAAACAUGUGUUCCUUCUGAAUCCACAUGAUCAUGCUUGGUGCAUUUUAUUUAGCAUUUCCAAGAUCAAAUGCUGUAAGAAGUAUUGAGUAACGAGCAAUUGCUGUAAUUUAUUGGGUUUUCCAAAGUGUCCAGGCCUUGUUUUCCUGAAAUAAGGAAACUGGCUUGGUCUGCCCUGCCUUCAACCUUUCUGAAAAUGUAACCUCUCUGGAGGCAGAUGCUGUCCUCCAGCAAAUGCAGUAAGCAGGUGUUUGUAGGCAGGUUGCUCAGGUGGGAGUCAGGAGGCUGUGGUUGUGGCAGUGGUGACUCCACCUGAGCAACCUGCCUGCAAACACCUGCUUACUGCAUAAUAAUACAUGUAUCCCCACUCUGUACCCCAUGCACAAACAGCUACAAUUUAUCCAUAUGUGGGGCAGGGUCUACAUACAACCUUCUCCUGUGUCUGCAGUCACUGGGCUCGUUCAUAUGAUUGAAAACGGGAUAGGACAAGUAUCCUUCCCAGUUUUGGGUGGUUUCUGUGUGUGUGUGCCCUCAUCUUGUGAUGGUGUGUGAAAGAAAAACAAGGUAGGAGGUACCAGUGAUGAUAACGGCUAGCUUCCUGUUGGGUAGGAUGGCUCUGUCCAGCUGGUCAUUUGGGUGGAGGAAAUGCCCUCCCUGCCCUGAGGAGGAAAUGCCCUCCCACCCAGAGGGAGACUAGCUGAUUAUCACUGCUGGGGCCUCCUACCUUACUUCCCCCUCCCCAAAGGGGAGUGUGCGCAACUCCCGAAACUGCAAUCAUAUGAAUGAGCCUACCAUCUGAUUAUAUUUGAAGUGCUUGAAGUGCUUCUUGGUAGGGAAUGUAUGUGAAAAUCCUUGUUGGAAUUGAAUAUCCACUUGGAGUUUUGUGUAUGUAUGUUUGUGUUGUGGGGGAGUUGUGUGCAUUCACCUGAGCCAGACGCUGGCAGGAAUUUAGAAUCGGGAAUCACUGCUGAAAAAUCCGCCAUGUGAUCUAUUUGGAUACAGUAGAUACAUUCAUACUUCCACAGUAAAGGUAAAGUGUGUCAUCAAGUCAAUUUCAACUCCUGGCGCUCAUAGAGCCCUGUGGUUUUCUUUUGGUAGAAUACAGGAGGGGUUUACCAUUGCCUCCUCCCGCGCAGUAUGAGACGAUGCCUUUCACCAUCUUCCUAUAUCGCUGCUGCCCGAUAUAGUACCAGCAGGGAUUUGAACCGGCAACCUUCUGCUUGUUAAUCAAGCAUUACCCGGCUGCGCAACUUAAGGUGGACUUCCACAGUAUUCGUGCCAAAAGCACUCCUAUGGAGGCCCGUGGGAAUGGAACUGGCUCUUAGAAGCUGCUGCUGUUCUGGAAUCAAAGGCCACUUAAACAAUAUUUACUGUGUCUUGCACUGCCUCUUGUCUCCCUCUCCCUUGUCAGCAAGUCAUGCCAACUACUGUCUUCCUUGGCUUUCCCAGGCUGCUUCAUGUUUUGGGAGGAUUAAAAGAGAUUUGAAAGAAAAGAAUCCAUUCUUCUCCAUUUGCCUCCCAUUUCGUUUUGCUUGUCUGUCUAUCCCCUUCCAAACACGUGCCAUUCUUUGAUGAGACUGCCCAGGGCUUUGCGGAGUGGUGAGAUUAAAGAUACGGUGAGGCUGGUGUAUAUAGGAGCUGGCUGUUGAACAAAGCACACAAUUUGUGCAAUGUGAUAUAUAGACCCUUGAGGACGACUCUGGGCAUCUUGUCUUGCUUUCAAGGCUAAAUGGUGCCACCUACAUGUGAUCAGAGUCAUUCUACUAUGUGUCGUGUGUUUUGCUGAAGACACGUGAUGCACUGACCUUGCUCAGCAGUUCUGCAGCUGGUCAGUGCCUGGAUGGGAGACGACCUGGGGACCCAUUGUAUGCUGCGUUGAGGUCUAUAGUGGAAGAAAGGUGGGAUGGAAAUGAAAUAAACGCCACACAUUUGUGGGUUGGUUAGUAGUAUUGAAAACAAGUGUUGGAUUCAGUCCUGAAAACAUGUACUUUUGGUGUGCCUGGGGGGAAUGUGCCCCAUUUCUGAUUCCUCUUAGAACUCACAUGUUGGUGGCCUUCAGGCUGACUUUCAUGUUGGGAUGGGACUGCAGAGUAGAGCAUCUGCUUUGCAUGCAGAAGGCUCCAGCUUCAGAGCCUGGCAUCUCCAUGUAGGGCUGGGAAAGACCUUUCUGCUACCUUGGAGAGCUGCUGCCAGUCAGGGUCGACAAUACUGAGCUAGAAGGACCAAUAUAUCAAGUAUGAAGCAGUGUCUUACGUCAGUUGAUCUUCACAACUGCAUAGUUGGUAAUAUUUUGAAUGGGAACUUGGAUAAAGCAUCACCUGGCACUUGGUGUUUCUUGGUUGUCUGGGCUUCGUAGCCUCAGCUCUUCUCUGUGUGUGCACAAAGGUCAAAGGAAGUUGGUAUAAGAUGGGCAGCAGCAGGUCCCUUAAAACUAGAACUUCUGAGAAGAGACAUUUGAAAACAUCACCAAGCUUCAUGCUUUUGACGUACAGUCUGGAAUGCGAUCUUAAGGAAUGUGCAAAAAUGGCAUGAUUGGCUGUUUCUGUUGGCUCUCAUUUCAGCGUGGCUCACUUAGCUUAGAUAGGGUUUAUGCACACCCUAUCUUGGGGUUUCACCCACAGUGUAUUUCUGGCUAUUGUAUCCAGGUGAGGAUAUAUACCUCAGAAUAUAAACAAGCAGCAGAGAGUGGACACUAGGUGGCCCCCUCACCUUGCCUUGAAUAGUCUUCUAAAGUAAAGUGUGCCGCGGAGUGGGUGUUGACUCUUGGCGACCACAGAUCCCUGUGGUUGUCUUUGGUAGCAUACAGGAGGGGUUUACCUUUGUCUCUUCCCGUGCAGUAUGAGAUGAUGCCUUUCAGCAUCUUCCUGUAUCGCUGCUGUCUGAUAUAGGUGUUUCCCAUAGUCUCGGAAACAUGCCUUUUAGCUCAACAAAAACCUACAUAUAUAAUGUGUGCCUGCAGUUUCAAAAGGUUUUGGCCACUGAAUGGUGGGUAAGGGAGAAUAUAAAUAUUUUAAAUAGGUAUCAGGAUCUAAAUCUUCCUGGAAGUUGUUUCUUCUCAUACAGAACACUUUCCCUCCUUGUUAUGUUACAUUUAUUUUUAUUUUAUUUUUACAUUUAUAUCCUGCUUUUCCUACGAAGAACCCAGAGCAGUAUAUUUUAAAAUGACAAGGAUUUGGAAUAUGGGAGAGAAUUUUCUCCCAGAUACGCACCCAAGUUUGAGCCUGAAUAUUUGUUGUGUGUGCCAUUAGCUUUUAGUGGCAGUUGUCAUGAAUGAUGAUAAUGAAAGUUGACUAGGCAGCACAGAGACAACAAAUUUCUGCCUUUAGAUCCUGCUGCAUGGAGGAAUGAGGAGUUCUGUAUGGAGCAACUAACUGAAUUCUUUCUUUACUCCAUCUGUGUCUCUAAGUAGCAGCACAAACCAGAGACAAGUCACAUGUGCUGUGGCAUGCAUACAGUUUUUCUUUAUAGAUUUAUUUAUUAUAUUUAUAUCCUGUUUUUCUUCCAGGGAGCCCAUAGUUAUAUUUAUCCUCACAACAACCCUAUUGGUUAGACUGAGAGGUACAUGACUGGCCCAGAGUCACCCAGUGAGUUUCAUGACUGAACAGGGAUUUGAACUUGGGCUCCCUGGUCUUAGUCCAGCACUCUAUCCACUACAUCACACUGGCUCCUGCUCUUGUGGUUCUUAAGCUGCAAACCUUUGUUUUGGGGGGAGUGCAACCCCAUUCAAGACAGGCUGUACACCUAAGAACAUCAGAACAGCCCUGCUGGAUCAGGCCCAAGGCCUAUCUAGUCCAGCAUCCUGUUUCACACAGUGGCCCACCCGAUGCUCCUAGGAAGCCCACAGGCAGGCAAGAAGUGAGGGCAUGCCGUCCUGACUGCUGUUACUCUCCUGCAGCUGGUAUUUUGAGGCAUCUUGCCUCUGAGGCUGGCCUAUAGCCCUCAGACUAGUAGCCAUUGAUAGACCUGUCCUUCAUGAAUUUAUCUAAACCCCCCUUAAAGCCAUCCAGGCUGUUGAAGAUGUGUCACCACAUCUUGUGGCAGAGAAUUCCAUAGGUUAAUUAUGUGUUGUGUGAAACUUCCUUUUGUGUGAGUACUUCCUUUUGUCGGUCCUAAACCUCCUGGCAAUCAGUUCCAUGGGAUGACCCCUGGUUCUAGUGCUAUGUGAGGAGGAGAAAAAUUUCUCUAUAUCAACUUUCUCCACACCAUGCAUGAUUUUAUAAACCUCUGUCAUGUCUCCCCUCAGUCAUCUGUUUUCUAAACUAAAAAGCCUCUGGUGUUAUAGCUUUGACUCGCAAAGAACGUGCUCUAGGCCCCUGAUCAUCUUGGUUGCCCUCUUCUGCAUUUUUUCCAGUUCUACAAUGUUCUCCUUAAGAUACGGUGACAAGAACUGUACACAGUACUCCAAAUGUUGCAGCACCAUAGUUUUGUAUUAUAAUAUUGUAUAAUAUAUUAGCAGUUUUAUUUUCA